Messenger RNA from Gryllus bimaculatus (two-spotted cricket), 429 nucleotides. NCBI's taxonomy places the organism in Eukaryota, Metazoa, Arthropoda, Insecta, Orthoptera, Gryllidae. The record is from the annotation of a GenBank genome assembly.
AUGUGUUCGCAGGACGCGCUACCAGCGCAACCCUGGGACGGAGUUCGAAAUGCCACAAGACAAGGCUGCAAGUGCCCUCAACUGGUCGAGGAGACACAGACGGCAGAAGGCUGCGAGGACUGUCUCUUGCUCAAUGUGUACACUCCCAAGCUGCCUCAGUCGGGCUCCGACCCCCUGCCCGUCAUGUUCUGGAUCCACGGCGGACGCUUCGUGUGGGGAUCCGGCAACGACGACAGCUACGGCCCUGACUACCUCAUUUCCGAGGGGGUGGUGCUGGUCACCAUCAACUACCGGCUGAGCUUGGCUGCCUUGAGGUGGGUGAACUUGAACAUCGCCGCUUUCAACGGCGACCCCAAUAGAAUCACCAUAUUUGGUGAGAGCGCCGGCGGAAGUGCAGUGAAUUGGCACAUGCUCUCUCCCAUGACCAGA